AUGCGACUCGAUGACAGAUACGUUUCGUACUUGCAGAUGGCCGGUCUAUACCAUCUUGCAAGGUUGAACGAUAGAUGGUUCCGGUUAGACGAGGCCCUUGUCAGUGCAUUCAUCGAGCGAUGGCGUCCGGAGACGCACACGUUUCACAUGCCGUUCGGAGAGUGCACGAUCACACUUCAGGACGUGGCAUACCAGUUGGGUUUGCUAGUGGACGGGCGUUACGUGAGCGGCUGCCUAUCAGAAUUCCAAAUUUACAUCCAGGGUGGCUGUCCAGCCUGGGUGUGGUUCCAGGAGUUGCUUGGAGUGGUUCCUCCUCCCAGCCAGCUGUUUGCGGACAAGUCCGGCAACCGCAUUCACAUCAGAUGGCUUCCCUACGUAGCUAGGCUGGAGGAGAUGGGAACCUACAGCUGGGGUUUUACAGCACUGGCAUGGUUAUACAGGUGCAUGUGCCGAGUGGCGAACAGACAUGUGGUCAAGUUAGCGGGCCCACUUCAGCUACUUCAGUCUUGGAUCUUCUGGCGAUUUCCUCGGUUUAGGCCUGCAGGGUAUGAGACGUUCAGCUGGCCAUUGGCGUCGAGGUGGUCAGGAUACAACCAUUCCGGUAGCGAGAAGGGUCCUAGAGUGCAUAUGUGGAGGCUGAGGAUAGACCGGUUACAGGACAGGGAGAGGUUUUGGAGCCUCGACAUAUGA
This is a messenger RNA of Arachis stenosperma, 690 nucleotides long. RefSeq names its product serine/threonine-protein phosphatase 7 long form homolog. Gene Ontology annotation, biological process: meristem development; meristem maintenance. The transcript is spliced from 4 exons. The record is from RefSeq and is a predicted model, not a curated record. NCBI's taxonomy places the organism in Eukaryota, Viridiplantae, Streptophyta, Magnoliopsida, Fabales, Fabaceae. The coding region runs from base 1 to 690 and encodes 229 amino acids.